Messenger RNA from Caenorhabditis angaria, 2281 nucleotides. The record is from the annotation of a GenBank genome assembly. NCBI's taxonomy places the organism in Eukaryota, Metazoa, Nematoda, Chromadorea, Rhabditida, Rhabditidae.
AUGGUUAUGUUAGAUGAGGAUCGAAAAACGGGCACGAGAGUGUUCAAGAAGACAAGUCCGAAUGGCAAAAUCACAACGUAUUUGGGGAAGCGCGAUUUUAUUGAUCGAGGCGAUUAUGUGGAUUUGAUUGAUGGAAUGGUUCUAGUUGAUGAUGAAUAUAUUAAAGAUGGGAAGAAGGUGAGUUAGAGGAACUUAGAGUUGAGUUGGAGAGAUUCAGAUGAAUCUAGAAGGCUUCUCAAAGCUUAUGGAGCUUUCAGAGGGUUCUAGGAAGCUUCUGAAGGCUCUAGAAGGCGUCAGAAGACUUCAGGAGGAUUCAGAACGCUUCAGAGAGCUUCUGACAGUUUUUAUCCAAAAUUUUGCAGAUCACCGCUCAUCUCCUGGCAGCUUUCCGAUACGGUCGCGAAGAUCUCGAUGUUCUCGGCCUAACCUUCCGCAAAGAUCUAAUAUCCCAACAAUAUCAAGUCUACCCGCCAGAUCCAAAAAAUCAAGAGCGACCGCUGACAAGACUUCAGGAAAGAUUGAAACGAAAAUUAGGAGCCAACGCUUUUCCAUUCUGGUUUGAAGUUUUGCCAAGAAGUGCCAGCAGUGUUACACUUCAACCAGCUCCCGGAGAUACUGGGAAGCCUUGUGGGGUGGAUUAUGAGCUUAAGACUUUGGUUGGUGGAGUGGAACCGGUUAAUGAUAAACCCAAGAAACAGUGAGUUUUUUUUCAAGCUUGGGAGAGGUUCUAGAAGAUCUAGGUGACUUAGAAGAACUUUCAGAAGCUCGGAGAAAAUCCUAAAAGAUUCAAAAUAACCCUACAAUCCUACUUUUUCAGCUCAAGUAACAGUGUUCGCCUGGCGAUCCGAAAAUUGACCUAUGCACCCUGGGAACCUCGCCCACAACCAAUGAUUGAUGUCACCAAAGAUUUUAUGAUGUCCUCUGGAUUAUUGCACAUGGAAGCAUCGUUAGAUAAGGAAAUGUAUUAUCAUGGAGAAUCGAUUGCUGUUAAUAUACAUUUACAAAAUAAUAGUAAUAAAACUGUCAAAAAAUUGAAAGUGAGUUGACCUUUUGAAACCGUUUUUUAUUUUUAUAGCCGGAAGAUUGAUAAUGAUUUUUAUGAGGGGGGAAAUUCUAGAAAGCCCUGGAAGAUCUUUGUAGUUUCGAUAAGUCCGGAAAUCAUUUUUGAGAUCCUGGAAUUUUUUAAAAUCCUGAAAAUCUUCUAGAAAGCUUGGAGAAAUUAAAGAGUUUUUUUUAGAACCCGGGAAAUAAUUCUGAAAAAUCUGGAAGAUUUUUAGAAACUUCUAGGAGUUCGGGAAAAGAUCUAAAAUAUCAGGGAGAUUUAUCAGAAGUCUGGAAACUUUCAGAAGUCUUUGAAGAUUUUCGAAAAAUUUCUAAAAAUCCUAGGUACCUUCUAGAAGCCUGGAAACUUUUAAAAGGCUCAGGAUAUUUUUUGAAUUUUUCCAGAAGCCCAGAAAAAUUGUAGAAAAUCUAGAAUCCAUAUAGAACUCCCAUAACUUCCCACUGACAUCUAGAAAUCCCAACUUUCUUCCAGAUAAGUGUCAUACAAGUAGCGGAUAUUUGCCUCUUCACCACCGCCUCCUACACAUGUGAAGUUGCAAAAAUUGAGAGCAAGUAAGUUCAAUUGAUCAAAGAGCACAUUUUUCUUAUCAUAAAUUCCACUUUUUUUCAGUGAGGGUUUCCCAGUUGGACCUGGCGCCACAUUAUCAAAAGUGUUCUCCGUUUGCCCGUUGCUUCGAAAUAAUAAAGAUAAACGAGGGUUGGCACUUGAUGGACAAUUGAAACACGAAGAUACUAAUUUGGCUUCUAGCACUAUGUAAGUGCAAAUCAUAAAACACUCUAGCCUCUCUAACUCUCUCAAUUUUUCUAGAUUGGACGGCAAAACAUCAAAAGAAAAUUUGGGAAUUGUAGUGCAAUACCGCGUCAAAAUUCGAGCUGCAAUCGGUGGACCAUUAUGGGGAGAACUCUCCGCGGAACUACCGUUUACUUUGACGCACGCAAAACCCGCGGAAAGUCCGGAGCGUAAAGAUCGCAUUAUUGAAAAGGCCAACGAGUCGAAUAUCAUGGAAGUUGAUUUGAUUCAAUUGAAUGAUGAAUUGUGAGUUUUCUAGAACACGAUUUAGCCUAAGUUUACAAUUCAAAAUUAUUGAUUUUUUGCAGAAUACGAAACGAUGAUGACGAUUUGAUAUUCGAGGAUUUUGCGCGAAUGAGAAUGCACGGAAACGACAGCGAAGAUCAUCCAUCGCCAAGCACACAUUUGCCACCGCAAAGCUUGAUUUAA